This is a messenger RNA of Xyrichtys novacula (pearly razorfish), 2524 nucleotides long. Lineage: Eukaryota; Metazoa; Chordata; Actinopteri; Labriformes; Labridae. The record is from the annotation of a GenBank genome assembly.
AGCAUCUUCAGCACCGAUUAACGGACUAACGGACCUAACGGAACCGCUCCGGUACCGGAUCUAACCGAACGGAUCUUUACAGAACCAGCAUGCUUCUGGAGCGCGAGGACAGCUUCAUGUCAGAGUUUGAGGACGCGUGCAGCGCCUGGGUGGACAGUGUGGGCUCGAGCCCGAGCGACGGAGGGGACUCUGAGGCGGGAUCACCUUUCAGUCAAGGUGUGUGUGCGUGUGCGUGUGCGUGAGAGAGCCAAUCAGAGAUCAAUGAGAGAGGUGAUCAGGUUAUUGGAGAUGAGAGAGUGUGUGUGUGAGUGAGAGUGCGUGUGAUCGUGCAUGUGUAGAUGAUCAGGCUUCAUAUUGAUCAGCUGUGUGUGUGCGUGCGUGUGUGUGUGUGUGUGUGCGUGUGUGUGUAGGUUGCUGAGCUCAGAUUAUGCAAUGACACUAACACCUCCUCCUCUCUCUCUCUCCUCUCUCUCUCCUCCUCCUCCUCCUCCUCCUCCUCCUCAGUCUUCUCCCCCGGAGCUGACGCCUCUGACUCAGAUUUCUUCUCCGACUUCAGUGACUGCUCCUCGGACACCCUCUCUCCCUCCCUCGGUUACUCCGGCAGCUUCUUCACGGAACCGGACCCGGUACCUGCAGCCGCGGGUCUGAGCAGCACCGCGGACGCCAUCCUCAACAUGAUCACGGAGAUCGUGGGGAUCUGCACCGAGAUGGAGCAGCAGGGAGACACCGGCUCUCUGCGGGAGGCCAGCCCGUCCUCCGCAGCGCCCUCGCCGGCCGCAGCCUCCUCCUCCCCCGCCCCGCUUUUCAAUCCAUCCCCGAGUCCGAACUCCGAGCUGAGCGUCCCAUCAGGGGCCGCGGACCCGCAGCUGCCCCCCGCCUCUCACCCGGUGGUGGUGGUGAAGAGUGAGUUCCUGAGCUCCAGCUGCAGCAGCGGGUGUGGGCAGCCCUCCGUGUCCGGCGGUGAGGCUCUGUUCCCGGGCUGCAGUGACUCUCUCCUCCCGCUCUCCGCUCUGGAGCCACAGGUGGAUGUCUCCGACUUCAUCGACUCUCUGCUGAGCUCCGAGGCCGGCCAGGGCGAGCUGAAGGCCGGCUGUGAGGUGAAGCAGGAGCCGCUGGGUCUGGAGGAGUGGCUGAAGAGUCUGGCUGCAGCUGCCGGUCCCGGUACCGGAGGCGAUCCCGGCAGCUACGUCAUCAGCAGACCGGCGGUGAAGACGGAGCUCGUGCAGAGCUUCUCCCCAGCCCCCCUCCCCCUCCCCUCCACCCUGGACGCGCAGCUCCUCUCCUCGCUCCUGCAGGGCGCGUUCCCGGUGGUCAACAUCAGCAACGUGCACGCCGCCGGAGCCCCCAAACUGUCACGCGGGGGCCGGAGAGCCUCCGCCAAGAGCGGGCUGAAGGUGAAGCCGUUCCCGUGCUCGGUGCAGGGCUGCGAGCGCCGCUUCUCGCGCUCCGACGAGCUCAACAGGCACGUGCGCAUCCACACGGGACAGAAGCCCUUCCAGUGCGCGAUCUGCUCGCGCAGCUUCAGCCGAAGCGACCACCUGACCACGCACACGCGCACGCACACAGGUGAGAAGCCCUUCUCCUGCGACGUGUGCGGCAAGCGCUUCGCGCGCAGCGACGAGAGGAAGCGGCACGGGCGCGUGCACGUCAAGCAGCAGCUGCGCGCGCAGAUGAUGGCCGCGUACUCGCUGGCCCUGAACGCGCCCGGCGUGUGAGCGGAAGUGGACCGGGGCCGGUGAGGCCGCUGUGGAGUCAACUUCAGGAUUUAAAACCGUCAACCGGAAGCGUCGGAGUGACGUUUCAGCGUGACGUCACACUGGAGGUUUACCUGAGGCCUGGUGGGGGGGGCAGGUGUUUACAGGUGUUCAGAGGACUUUAAGGCGCGUGCACGCUCCUCUCUGCGUGUGUGGACUGUCCACCUGGAGGAUUGUGGGUAAAGUUUAGAGUUCAGGUCCAGGUGUGACCGUGGACCAGCUGGACCUGCUCACCUGUGGCUGUGGGUGUGUCCUCACCUGUGCAGGUGUGUUUAAAGGAGCAGUCCGUCAGGGUGGAGCAGCUUCUCCAUGUACAGUCGAUGGAUUCGUCGUUUUUCUGCAUGAAGACGUGAAGAAACUGUGAAUGUCGACGUCUGAAUGUGGUGACUCUGUUUUUGACCCUCAGAUAUUUUUAUCAUGUUUAUAUUUGACCUCCGCCGCCGCUAACGAAUAGGAGGAGGAGUAGGAGGAGUAGGAGGCGGGGUUUCUGUUUGUAAAAUAUCUCUAUUUUUCUAUCCGUCUACCUCUCCAUGUUCCACAGAGUAGAUUUGUAUUUGUGCCACGAUGUCACUUUUCUAUGAGCUGACUCUAUUUUUCAUUCUCAUGUUUUAUUGUGGUUGAGAAGCACAGGGACUGAUGCAUUGUGGGAUAUGCAGUUUUUGAACAGCAGCUCAGUGUCUGUGCAGGUUGAUGUUCCUCGAUGUGCAUGAGGCUGCUGUCAAUAAAGACGCAAAACAAACGAAAACGCAGAGUUUGAGAGUGAUUCCUGC